Messenger RNA from Python bivittatus (Burmese python), 1206 nucleotides. RefSeq names its product inositol hexakisphosphate kinase 3 (gene IP6K3). NCBI's taxonomy places the organism in Eukaryota, Metazoa, Chordata, Lepidosauria, Squamata, Pythonidae. Gene Ontology annotation, biological process: inositol phosphate biosynthetic process; phosphatidylinositol phosphate biosynthetic process. Gene Ontology annotation, cellular component: cytoplasm; nucleus. Gene Ontology annotation, molecular function: inositol hexakisphosphate kinase activity. The record is from RefSeq and is a predicted model, not a curated record.
AUGGUGCAGAAUAAUCUGGAUAUGGGGGAAACUAGGAAAGGAAUCCUGCUGGAACCAUUCAUCCACCAGGUUGGAGGACAUAUGAGCAUGAUGAAGUAUGAUGACUGCACUGUCUGCAAGCCCCUUGUCUCCCAGGAGCAAUGGUUCUAUGAAUCUCUUCCAACAGCAAUGAAACAGUUCACUCCUCAUUACAAAGGUAUAAUAUCUGUAUAUCUCAAGAAGGACAGCAUGGGAAAUCUGAGUCUCAUAGCCUGUCCACAAAUAGAUAACCAGAAUUCCUUGGAUAAUGCCUCAAAGGAGUGUUCAGUGACAAUAUGGCAGAAACUCAACCAAGCAAACACCAGCAAGAAUGACCACACAUUUGUCAAAUGGAAUCACAGCCCACUCACAAAUGUCAUUGAAAGCAGCUGCCAUGGGAACACACUACUACAGACAGAUCUUCAAGAUGUAUCGUCACUUAUGGAGGAUGCCAAUGGGAACCGAGAAGAAAAUAACCGCUUUAACCCCUGGGGAUUGCACUGCCACAAACAGCAUCUAAACCGCAUGUCUUCCAAGUACAAUGAGAAUAAACUUCAUCAAUUUCUGUUGCUAGAAAAUGUUGUAUCCAAAUAUAAAUACCCAUGCAUUCUGGACUUAAAGAUGGGAACCAGGCAGCAUGGUGAUGAUGCAUCAGAGGAGAAGAAAGCACGCCAAAUAAGGAAAUGUGAACAGAGUACAUCAGCCUCCCUCGGAGUCCGCAUCUGUGGCAUGCAGGUUUACCAGGCAGAUACUGUCCAAUAUAUUUGCAAAGAUAAGUACUACGGACGGAAACUUUCACCAGAUGGCUUCAAGCAAGCCCUCUGCCAGUUCCUUCACAAUGGGAAUCGUUUUAGAACAGACCUUGUGGAACCAAUUCUGUUUCAGCUGAAUACUCUGCUAUCUGUCAUCAAAAACCAGAAUUCUUACCGGUUCUUCUCUAGCUCACUUCUCAUCAACUAUGAGGGACUGGAGAAAACUAUGUCCUCAAACAGUGACCCCCAGGGGCAUUAUCAGAACAUAGGCUGCUCUGCUUCACAUGGAAAUAGCCAUCCUAAAGUUGAUGUUCGCAUGAUAGACUUUGCUCACACAACCCACAAAGACUCAAGGUAUGAGGGACCAGAUCUUGGCUAUAUUUUUGGUCUAGAAAACUUAAUUGAAAUUAUUCAGAGUAUACCCAUGGGAGAAUGA